AUGAAGAACAUUGGAAAUCUCAAUGAGGCAUCGACGUGCGUGUCGUCGAACAUCGACACGUCAGACACGAAUGGAGAGAGAUCGGCGUACUCGUACGAUUCGGUACCUGCUGAAAACGGCGACGAUUACUACAUAUCAGCGGAGACGAGUAUCGUCAGCGCCGCCACCAACAAGGACCACGAUGCGCUCUUUCGUAUCUUGAAGCCCAUGUUGGAUAAGAAUGACGUCUCUCACCUGGAUUCUAUUUGCGCGCUGCAUUGGGCAUGCUACUGCGGCCACCCAGAGCUGGUUGAGACCCUGCUCAACGUCGGCUGCGACCCGCACUGCCCGGACGACAUCAACCUGGAAACGCCUAUUUACUUCGGAAUCAGGGGAUCGAACGUGCAGAUCGUGCAGAUGCUCGUGCAGCGCUUCGGCACGGAGCUGCUGUGCCACGAGAACCGGAAGAGGCUGACGCCGUUCUUGCUGGCGGCCUCGGAGUUUCUGGAGGACAACGUGAUAUCGACUUUGCACAUGCUGGAGUUCCUGUACCUAUCUGGGGUCUCCUUGGAGGAACAGGAUGCGUCGGGCCGCACGGCGCUGAUGCUCGCAAGCAGGCGGGGAUGCCAAUUUGUAGUACAAUGGCUGCUGAGCCGCGGCGCGAACCUCGCGCACAGGGACCACAUGGGAAACACGGUGUUGCAUCACGCGUGUGAGAGCGGUAACGAUGAAACGCUCAGGUUCCUCUGCAUGCACGGGGGCAUCGGACUCGUUCACUCCAAGGCACUCGCCGCAACCGCCAACGAGGAAACGGCUCUCGGCAUAUGCCUCAUGAAGCGCAGAUUCCUGCAGUACUCGAUGCUUAAGAUCUGGUCGUGGCAAUACGCACUCACGGGGCGCAUGUUGGUAUUCAGGACACCGCACCCACUCUACUUCUGGACCGGGGGGAUUAUUAACCUCGUGCUGUACUGGAGGAUAUACUCAACACUGGAGACAGCCACCUCGAUGCAGGCGGCGCUGGUCGACGUCUGGAUUCUCGGUUGGAUCGCCAGCUACGGAUUCUGGAUUAUCACCUCCGCCAGCGACCCCGGAAAAGCACGCAAGAACCCAGUCAUGUCGCAGUCGCACAGGACAUCCGCCAACUUCGAAAACGACAUCAUGAAGGACGCGCCCAUGCUCGGAGGGACCUACGAAGCGCAGCUGCAGUCGCUGCAGAAGCAGCAGGAGCUCAUCAACUACGAGCUCUACCGUAUCAACUGCGAAGCGUACAGGCUGAACUCGUGGGUGCCUCAUGAGGACUUCAGCGGGGAGCUUAGCGAGCCACUUGACCCGUGCGGGUACGCGGGAGAGGACGGCAUGGCGCAGCGGAUGCAGGUCUGCAGGGAGGAGGCGCAGAUACUGCAAACCGAGAUGCACGCGCUCUACCCGCAAGUCGGAGUGGAAAGGCAGGAGCACUGCGUCUUCGGCUACGCGGACGCGGUCAUGGGAUCCGUUCGGGACCUCAGCAUAUCCACCGUGUGCAUCACGUGCAACAUGAUCAGGGCGGCGAGGUCGCACCACUGCGGGACCUGCGGCGUGUGCAUGGUCAGACAGGACCACCACUGCGCAUGGUUGGACAACUGCGUCGCGAAGGGCAACCAGCGUGCAUUCGCCGUGUUCGUCUCAAGCGUGUGCAUCGGCCUCUGCCACACCUACUACGUGGUGUACCUCCACUUCGCGGCGGAGUACGCGCGCAUGAAGUUCGACUGGGCAUGGGAUGUACCCAUCAUCUUGUUCGGAGUGCUCGUUAACGCCGCCUGCCUCGCUUUCGCCGUGCGCCUCUGUCUCAGAAUCUCACGGAACAUGGCCACCGACGUCACCUUCUACGAGUACCUCAGGAAACCCGAACACAUCAGGCAACGCUUCAAAGGCCAGGUCGAGGGCAAAUUCUGGGACUUCGCAGACAUGUCGCUGCUCAAGGCGAUCGCGAACUGCGGCAGUUUCUGGGUGGCCAGUUGA
Messenger RNA from Babesia bigemina, 1977 nucleotides. RefSeq names its product DHHC zinc finger domain/ankyrin repeat containing protein, putative. The transcript has 4 exons. Gene Ontology annotation, molecular function: protein binding; palmitoyltransferase activity. The record is from RefSeq and is a predicted model, not a curated record. Lineage: Eukaryota; Apicomplexa; Aconoidasida; Piroplasmida; Babesiidae. The coding region runs from base 1 to 1977 and encodes 658 amino acids.